Molecule: messenger RNA, 2250 nt
Organism: Fonsecaea multimorphosa CBS 102226
Lineage: Eukaryota; Fungi; Ascomycota; Eurotiomycetes; Chaetothyriales; Herpotrichiellaceae
Exons: 1
Coding region: 1-2250 (749 amino acids)
Source: RefSeq, a predicted model, not a curated record
AUGGAUCCGUUCAAUAUUCCCCCCGAAGGGCUUGUCCUAAGACGGGAACCCAAACACAACACACACAGUAAACAGACCAAAGAGCCCACCCAAGUGAUCCGGUUGGACUUGGUUGAGUCCGUGACCAAGGACAUCCUUCGAUCUCUGAAAAACAACGAACAAGUUCGGCUCCGAUGUGGAAAAAGACCAGUGGUGCAAUUCGGCAAGAAAACGGUGACCCUAGAAAGCAGCAUCGACCCAUUUCCAACCGAGAUAUACUCCAAAUCCGACGAUGAUACAGCGCCUCUAUACUUCAGUGGCAAGUCAAGCCAUAGACUCGAGGUCAAGAAAGCUGAAAAGGAUACUGCAAAAGCGGACGAGGCCUUGGCUACACUUGAAAGCACCCUCAAAUCUAUACAAGAGGAACGAGCGUCGAAUGAGACAAGCUUGAAAGAGGACCAGAAGCAGGGACUACGGAAAGAUGUGAAGCCAUCGCCAUUAUUGGGCCAGGGUUCUGCUUUGAGGAAAGAUCAUUUGUUGGGGCCCUUGAGUAGGUCUACGCCAGGAAGCCCUUUUCUAAGUGCCUCGUAUUCUCCCCGACAGGGGCCUACCUCGGCCCCUUUGUCCUCUGGAAUGUCGACGAAGGAUCGAAUACGACUCGAUGCUAUCCGCGUACCACUCGUACAUCUUCUCGCUGUCCGGCCAAUGACACCGAAAGCGAUCUGUGAUCAGUUGCGUGCAACCAAGGAUGACAUCGACAAACUACUCGAUAAAGUGUCCUGGGAAUCGAAAGUAGAGGAUGGAAAAAGAGAGCUGAAAGAAAAAAGUUACCGUGAAUUGGAUGUCUGGAAAUUCCAGUACCGGUCACAGGAGGACAGGCAAGCAGCCAUUGACCAUGCCAUUCAAGCAUAUGACAGGAUGAGAGUGGAGAAGAAAGACCCUCUCUGGCAGCUCUUACUUCCUGUAGAGGAGCGGGGGAAGGGCAAGAUCUUGUCGAAGCUGAACUUUGACAAACCAGUAUCCAGUCACGCCACCCCUAAGCCUGAGCGUCCAAAUGAGGAAGGCAACGAGAGUAAGAAUGAGGCGUCAGACCGAGAUCAUGGUAAGGCGCGAGCAAAGAAGGAUAGAGAGGUGGGGGGUGUAGAAAAGGCACGCAAAGACAAGGCCUCGGCCAAGGGUGCAGUGAAGGGCGAUCCCAGUGGUGCGGUCAAAGUCAAAGACAAGGAUUCCUCACACUCGAAACCUGCCAAAACAGAUACCAAAUUCAAGUCCUCUGAACGCAUCGAGGACUCCGAUGAAGAGGCCGAAGCAGCGGAUGUCGUCGCCAAGCCAAAGAAGCCCGUUUCAGGAACAACCAAGUCAACUUCCACAGUAAAGAGAAAAGCAGAACAUGAUCCUCUCAAAUCAGCCAAGUCGCCUCUGACCACUUCCUCUCCCAAGAAGAAUGCUCACAAAUCGACGCUUUCAAGCUCAUCGACAUCCAGUGGUAGUAACAGCGCAAGUGAUAAGCCUCGGUCUGCGGUCACAGGAUCUUCCAAGUCGUUGAAGCCUCAGAACCACCAGAGGCUGGAAAGUUCGGCUUCUCGCAUAUCUCCACGGCCACGCCACGACAGUUCACCCCAGAAGCCAUCACCACUUGGCUCGUCACCUCCCACCACUUCGACUGAUUUAGACAACUCCAGCUCCAGCAAGGCAUCAAAUCAUUCUUCGGCUCCGUCAUCUCCACCCUCCAGCACCGACAUGCCUCAAACGAAACAAGGCAACAAAUACUCUCCAGUCAUCUCGGACAAAAGUAGGAACGUUUCAAGGGGCAGAAGCCCUGGCCCGAACCCUGUGAAGCGCAAGGCUGCUCCCACAGAGGACGAACGUUCUGCAAAGCGGCAGCACCAGGACCAGACGUCGACUCCCAAUCAUUCAACCCCUUUGUCGAAUGGUGUAACCGACCACCCUGCCCUGAAGCGCCCUGCUGGUCCGAUCCGAACAGAUUCUGAACGGUCAUCUAGCCCCGAGAAACCAGGACCCAACAGGGACGAUGUCAUUGAGGAGGCGAGACGGUUUCAGAAGUAUUAUAAACGAUACAAAGACCUAUAUGACAAGAUAUCACAAAUGGACGCAAAGGAGCGUGACGAGAAGGACAUGGGUGACCUGUGGAAGAUGCACAAGCGGUUGAAGGAGAUGAAGGCCGAGAUUUGGGCGAAUUGGGGUAAAGUUGAGAAGGUCGACGCGGCUGACCCUAACGAGGCUGUGAGAGCGAUGCUUGCGGUUGCAUAA